Spodoptera littoralis (African cotton leafworm) is the source of this 3555-nucleotide messenger RNA. The record is from the annotation of a GenBank genome assembly. Lineage: Eukaryota; Metazoa; Arthropoda; Insecta; Lepidoptera; Noctuidae.
AUGUAUCUAAUAACUUUUAUCCAUAAUUUCAGAUACCUACACAUCAUGGCGCCCCUAGACUUAGAAGGCGGAACCCUUGGGAAGAGACAUGAACAUUACAAUAAAUUACUCAAAGAAGCUAUCAGUAGUGGUCAACCGGUUUCAACCUUUACAUUAGGCGAUAAUGAUAUUGAAAACUUACUGAAGAUCGAUCAAGCCUGUCACGCCAGGGACGUCGAUUUUAUCGUUAACGUGUUCAAGUGUGGUGACUUGCUGUGUGUGUCUCGCGCACUUGCACGGUCUCCUUGGUUGGUCACUGACCCACAGUAUGCCAACAUCAUCAAUUCUGACUACGUACAUACACAACUCUUCCCAUAUAUGAAGACUAAGGCAUUUAUUAAACUUAUCAAACAUAUAAGACUUAACAUACAGGACGAAGUGCGCGCCGAACAAUUUUAUCUUUAUGAAAAAAAGGAUACCGACGCUUUGAAAUGGUUACCGAAAUGCUCAGCAAGCUUUAUAGAAGCAAACAUUGAGAAGCAUAUUAAUAAUUUGAAAAUCAGAACUUACAAACGACUUUGUGAAAAAACUGACAAGAUCUUUGAAAUUGUUUUGGAGAAAACUUAUUAUUACGAGAGAGCGAGAUAUGCUCAAGUUGCAAUGUUCUUAUUAAAAGCCGAUAUCGAUAAAUUCUUAAACGUCAUAGAAAAAGAUAGAUCUAACUAUAUACCGAAAUUUAAUGAUAAAGCUACUGCUCUGAUCAUGAAGAAAUCUCCGAAGAGAGUGAUUGAUAAAUUUGAUCGCUAUGCAUCAUCAAUCCAUAUACCUACAUUUUGUAAAUAUCUUAAAACAGACGAAAUUAAACCAUUUUUAUACGCACAAGCUAAAAAAGAUAAUGAUAGCAACUAUGAAUACUAUAAUUUGCGAAACUUUUUUAGAUACGAUACAUUAAAAUACUUUGUAAAAAAGUUGCCGAAAAAUGAACAAUUUGAAUUUGUAAAGAAAAUAUUCAUCGAUAAAGAAAUAGCUGAUGCCGAUGAGGAAAAAUUAGUAGCCGGUACCGAGCAAUACAAUAUGAGAAAGCUGUAUGUUAUUAUGAGGACACCUAGUUAUAUCUGGUAUCGGUUUGCUGAUUUUGAACGUGCAUUUCAGGAUAUAACGGAAAUAAUAUCCAAGGAUUUGGAUAACAACAACAUAGUGUCCAUGCUAACUGUACUUAUGUCUUGUGCUGAGAAUAAUUUACAGCACAUACAAAAGUUAAUCCAGUAUUAUCUUGACAAGCAUAGAACUCUAGAAUCCCACUAUACUUUGAAAUUCACUACAGACCUAUUAGAUCGCACAAAUAUUUAUCAAUACGACGAGAAGACUUGGAAUUUAAUUAACGAAUUAUUUAAAAUUUUAAAAAUAUAUGAUGAGCCGAAUAAUGUUUGGUCAAACACGGUAGCAAUCAUUGAAUCUAUAGUUGUCUACAACAUUGUACACGAUCAAAGUGUUCCUGAAAAUGUACAAAAGAAAUUCUCCUUUAAAACUUUGAAAGAACAUGGAAAAAAAUUAAACGAAGAACAGAAAGAAAAAGUAUUUCGUUAUUUAUACGAUUUUUUAAUCAAUAAAUUUAUACCCAUUACGACAGAACACGAGUUCGUUGACACAAUUCCAAUUUUGUCGCAGAUUUUCGAAUUACUUCGCGAUUGGAAAAAAGAACUUACAGAUUUCACUCUUGUCACUGACAAAAUUAAGGAGUGCGUUAAAGUUAAAAGCGAAAAUUCUUGGACAGCGAGUUUGUUACAGUUAUACAAAUUUAAAAAGUCAUGGCAAAGACAUAUGUUUGAAGAAUCUGUAAUUAUGAAUCCGGGUGAGGAGGUGUGCUUGAAUGCCCUGAAACAUGACCCUCUAUUGCUGGAGCGUCAAAGUAACGAUAUACAGUCUUUAAGAUGCAACGACGCUGUCUCGCUGCGACGUCUACUUUCUAAGUUACGUAUCUACUGGCCUCAAUCUCUCGCCACGCAAUGGGUCGAUGCAUACAUGGAAAAUUUAAACAAAACCGAUGGUCAUAAAGCUACUAUCCGCGGUCUCUGCACAUCAUUGUCCGAGAAGCAGGUACAUGAGUUAAUUGACAAAUAUAAGCCAAACCAAGCUAAAAUUGACUGGAGUGCAGUUGAUGAUCGUAUUCUGAGUAUUCAACGAUUCAUUGCUAAAAAUAUGCACAUCGCACGACCACAACCUGUUCCAGAAAGUAUACUGUUUUUCGCUAGGGGUGACUACUUACAGUACGCUCUUCCAUCGCUACUGGCAAUAUUUUAUAAUUUGAGCAUUAUGGAAAGUAAAAAAUAUAUCCCAAAACUUUUAGAUGCACCAGUAUCUGUACAAAAACAUGGUAUUAGACUAGCAUAUAAAAAGUUAGAUUACGAAACGCUAAAGAAAAUAUUUUUUGAUUGCUGGAAAGCCUCCAAGAACGUAAGCAUCAGAGCUAUUAUAUUCCAAUUAAACUUUGAAUUGUUAUGCAAUCAAAAAGACUCUGGUAAUUCUGUGGGCCUGUGGGAAUUGACAGAAUUAUUUAUUGACAACCUUACAUUUGAAGAAGAUAAGAAAAUCUAUGAAUUAAUGUCUCGCGUAGAACAAGUUCCACGGCACGUCAGAGCAAAGUAUUUGGUAAAGGCUUACGAUUUUAUGAAAAAACUGACACAAAAAGUUAAGGAAGAAGACCGCGAUAAUUACAAAAGGCUUACUGCACAGUUAGCAGAACAUUCACGGCAAAUUAUGGAGGACAUCCUCCCAGAGUUUAUUAAUGGCGUAAUACAAGAGUUCGUCGAUAAAGACUUUUUUGGAUUUGAAGAUAACUUUGGAUCAGUUCACAGAAUAAUAUCGGUAAUUUCAGCAUAUUUACUAACCGCCAAAAAUGAAAAUGUCCAAGCAGAGAAAUAUGAAAAAGUAUUUGUUCCCAUUAUGAAACGUGCUUUUGAAAAGUGGUCAGAAAAAAAGGACGGCAACUUUAUAAUCAGAAGCAAUUUUCAAUGUUUGCUAUCACAGCUUUCUGAUGACCUAAGAGACUACGUCGUUGAAAAUAAGCUUCUGUGGCCUGUUAAAAUGUUUUUAAAUAUUAAAAAUGAACUAGAAAAGUCUAUAUCGAUCUCGGAAAAUUAUAUGAUGUUAACUAAGUGGAAAUUGACCGCAGCUAUAGCUCAACUAGCCGAGAAACCGUAUUCAGAAGAUAAAAAUUGGGCAGAAAUUACUGCUGAAAUAGCUCCCGAAUUCGGUAAAAGGUCUUUGGAUUAUUUGAAGGAAGAUGUAAAAACGCAUUUCCCUUGUAUUUACAAACUUUAUUCUAAAGCUCUAAACACGCAGUUGCAACUUAUUUCUGAAGAAAGCAAUAAAAUUAUAAUUUAUAAAUGCUUCUUGGCUGAGAAUGACUUCAUAGAAGGAUAUUUAACUGCUAUAGAAACCAGCAAAGACGCGUACUCCUAUAACAAGGAUACCUAUGCAGAUUUAUGGAACCAAAUAUCGGAACACCCCUCUGUGGAAAUAAAAAUGCAUUAUUAUUAUAAUUCUAGGAACGAUUAUGAUGGAUGCUGCUACUGA